Messenger RNA from Gastrolobium bilobum, 831 nucleotides. RefSeq names its product putative expansin-B2. Bases 1 to 831 code for a protein of 276 amino acids. Gene Ontology annotation, cellular component: extracellular region. Lineage: Eukaryota; Viridiplantae; Streptophyta; Magnoliopsida; Fabales; Fabaceae. The transcript has 4 exons. The record is from RefSeq and is a predicted model, not a curated record. Gene Ontology annotation, biological process: sexual reproduction.
AUGGCUCUUACAGUUCAACAUGCAUUCUCUCAUCUACUCACUAUUGUAGCUUUACUCUCAAUAUUCCUAGUGAUACCUUCCUCUUGUUUCAACCCAAAAAAGCUUGAUACUGCUUCAUACUCUGCAUCUGGUUCAAAUUGGUCACCUGCACUGGCCACUUGGUAUGGACCUGCCCAAGGCGAUGGAAGUGAAGGUGGUGCUUGUGGAUAUGGCACUGCUGUUGGACAAUCUCCAUUCUCAGCAAUGGUAUCUGCGGGAAGCCCUCUCUUAUAUGACUCAGGCAAAGGCUGUGGUUCUUGUUAUGAGGUGAUGUGCACGGGGAAUUCUGCAUGUUCUGGCAAACCUGUGAGGGUAGUUAUCACUGAUGAGUGUGAUGGGUGUGGCUCAGAUGCUGAAUAUCAUUUUGAUUUGAGUGGCAGUGCUUUUGGUGCAAUGGCAGUUUCAGGUCAAGAUCAGAAGCUACGCGAUGCUGGAAAAAUAGACAUUCAAUUUAGAAGAGUUGAAUGCAACUAUCCUGGUACGUCAAUAGCUUUCCAUGUGGACUCUGGAUCCAACCAAGAAUAUUUUGCUACAUUGGUAGAAUAUGAGGAUGGGGAUGGUGAUCUUGCCAAAGUUGAACUCAAGGAAGCACUAGACUCAGCCUCAUGGGAUUCCAUGCAGCAAUCAUGGGGUGCUGUUUGGAAAUUUGACAAAGGCUCACCGUUGAAAGCACCGUUCUCUAUUAGGCUAACCACACUUGAGUCUGGCAAGGCUAUUUUGGCCAACAAUGUGAUCCCUGCAGGGUGGACGCCUGGUCAAACUUAUAGAUCAAUUGUGAAUUUCGAAACCUAA